Ailuropoda melanoleuca (giant panda) is the source of this 3368-nucleotide messenger RNA. It is a transcript of the gene GSAP, whose product is annotated as gamma-secretase activating protein. Gene Ontology annotation, cellular component: trans-Golgi network. The record is from RefSeq and is a predicted model, not a curated record. Gene Ontology annotation, biological process: positive regulation of amyloid-beta formation. The transcript has 30 exons. NCBI's taxonomy places the organism in Eukaryota, Metazoa, Chordata, Mammalia, Carnivora, Ursidae.
AGGCGGGGGGAGAGGAAGGAGGGGCGGGCGCCGGGGGAGAAGGGCGAGGUGGCGCGCGGAGGGCCGGGAAUGCCCGCGGCGCGGGGCCCCAGCCGCCCAGUGGCUGCGUCCGGGAGAUGGCUCUCCGUCUGGUCUCCGACUUUGACCUCCGGAAGGACGUGCUCCCGUGGCUGCGGUCGCAGCGGGCGGCGUCGGCGGCCGCCGGGGCCAGAGGCGGCGGCCCAGGUGUUUUGGAAAAUAAUUAUGAGAGCUUACGUAUACUAAAUGUUGAAAGAAAUGGAAAUAUUAUUUAUACCUAUAAGGAUGAUAAGGGAAAUGUCUUCUUUGGAUUAUAUGACUGCCGAACCAGACAAAAUGAGCAUCUCUAUACAUUUGAGAAAGACUUGCACGUUGUCAGUUGCUCUGUCAACAGUGAGAGAACUUUGCUUGCUGCAAGUUUAGUUCAUUUUACUAAAGAAGGAAGAAAGAAUGAGCUUCAACCAGGAUCCAAGUGUUUAACGUUGUUGAUUGAAAUCCACCCUGUUAACAACGUGAAGGUUCUGAAAGCCGUGGAUAGCUAUAUUUGGGUGCAGUUUCUUUACCCCCAUGUGGAAAGUCGCCCUCUUCCAGAGAACCAUCUGUUACUGAUUUCAGAAGAAAAAUAUAUUGAAAAGUUUCAUAUCCGAGUCAUCCAAGAAGAUGGAACUAGAGUGGUACUGAAAGACUCUGGCCAUCUCCCAAGAGAGAGAGUAGUUGAGGAUUUUGUUUGGGCUCAAUGGGAUAUGUCAGAGCAAAGAUUAUACUACAUUGACCUGAAGAAAUCAAGGAGCGUCUUAAAAUGCAUCCAGUUUUCUGCUGAUGAGAAGUUUAACUUAAUGUUUGAAGCACCCUUGGAUAUAACAUUAAGUGACUCAGGAUUUAAACUUGUAAACUUUGGAUGUGAUGAUCUUCAAGACCAGGAGAACUUAUCCAAACACCUGACCCUGUGCGUUUUUACCAACCAUACAGGAACUUUGUGUGUAUGUUACAGUCCGAAGUUUGACUCUUGGGAAAAAAUCACAUAUUCAGUGUUUCACUUUCAUAAAGGGCACAGCAAGACCUUCACUGCUGCUCUUGGGAGUGUUGACUCACAUGUGACUAAGGGCCUUACUUUUCUCAACCUUGAGUAUUAUGUGGCUGUUUACUUACCUGGUCAUUUCUUUCAUCUUCUUAACAUUCAACAUCCAGACCUGAUCUGCCACAGUUUGUUUGUGACAGGAAACAAUGAAGUGGUUGAUAUGCUACCUCAUGGUCCUUUACAGUCACUAUCAGGGUCCCUGGUACUGGAUUGGUGUUCUGGAAAGCUCUAUAGGGCAGUCCUCAACCAGUCCUAUUUAUUACAGUUCCUAUGGAACACUCAGCUAGACUGUGAGAAGAUGGCCGUGUUGCACUGUGUGCUCUCCUGUGGCCGAGACCCCCAGUUCCUGGAAGCCAAGAUCAUUCAGUGGAUUUCUGAGAGCAUCUCUGCCUGCCAUUCAUUUGACCUCAUUCAGGAAUUUAUAAUUGCUUCUUCAUAUUGGAGCAUAUACCCAGAGACAAGUAACAUGGAUAAACUUUUGCCAUAUUCUUCAGUGUUCGCUUGGAAUACAGAAAUUCCUGGAAUAACCCUUGUGACGGAAGAGAUCGCCUUGCCUUUCAUGAAGGUAAGUCCUUCCAGAGAGAGACAAAAGCACACCGUGCAUGGCUUCAGUGCUGGCCUCCACACGCAACUGGAGUUCCAGCUCCACUGCCCCAAGUACCAUGUUUCAUUUUAUAAAGUAAGGAAAGCUUUUUUAGAUUAACUAUCUGAUCCAGAGACUGGGAAGGCCAGAAAGACUUACUAUGUGAAUAACGUUGGCUAAUUUCUUUGUAGGGUGAUUUCUAACCUAGAAGCAAGGAAUUUGGAGCCAAGAUUAACACCCCUCUUCCAGGAGGAAGACAACCAUCAGAGGCUGCUGAUGGGGCUGAUGGUGUCUGAGCUAAAAGACCAUCUUUUGAGACACCUACAGGGUGUAGAAAAGAAGAAAAUUGAACAGAUGGUUCUGGACUACAUUUCAAAACUGCUGGAUCUCAUUUGCCAAAUCCUGGAAACCAGCUGGAGGAAACAUCAUCUUCACCCCAGGGUUCUCCACUUCAACAGGCGGGCCAGUGCUGCUGAAUUUACAGUCUUUCACAUCAUGACCAGGAUUCUGGAAGCUACUACGAGUUUGUUUUUACCUCUGCCUCCUGGUUUUCACACUCUGCACACGAUCCUCGGCGUCCACUGUCUCCCUUUGCAUAACCUGCUGCAUUACAUUGAUAAUGGAGUGUUGCUUCUCACUGAAACAGCUGUCACAAGGCUCAUGAAAGAUCUGGACAAUUCAGAGAAAAAUGAAAAACUAAAAUUCAGCAUCAUUGUGCGGCUUCCCCCGCUUAUUGGUCAGAAGAUCUGUCGACUUUGGGAUCAUCCUAUGAGUUCUAACAUCAUUUCCCGGAACCACGUGAAGCGACUGCUGGUGAACUAUAAGAAACAGCCCCAGAGUUCUAUGAUUGACAAGUCGCCAGGCAGCGUGGAGUUCCUGCCCCUGAACUACUUCAUUGAAAUACUGACAGAUAUAGAAUCUUCCAAUCAAGCUCUGUAUGCUUUUGAAGGACAUGACAAUGUGGAUGCAAAGUUUGUAGAGGAAGCAGCGCUGAAACACACCACAAUGCUUUUAGGCUUAUGAAAGAGAAAAUGCAGCUGUAUCUGCUCUCAAUAUUGUCAUCUCGCUCAUUAGCUCGACUUCCGUCAAGAGUCCCUUACCAGUAUUUAAAACUGGUAACCCAAAUCAGAAUAAACUGUUAAGCCAUCUGAAUUUCAGUUUGGUACUUGUUCAGACAGAACUAAACUGCUGUACGUUAUCCUGGCCUUGCAAAGCAGACAAGCAGUCAGGUGCAGAGGAGUGACAGCAGCUUGAGAAGCAUGCAGUGUCCUCAGCGAUGACUUAGUGGCUUAUCUUCCUAAUGACUUCAUAGGCCAAAAGUGAGUUCGUAUUGCACUCUGGAAUAAAAUCAUGCUUUGAAAAAUGUAGAGAAGGGUGCUUAGAAAAAAAAAAAAACUCGAUGUGUUGUUGAAGAUAACACAUGACAAGCAGAAAAAUUAUUUCCAGAAGAACUGUGGUUGGAAAGAGGAUACUUUUCAAAGAACUGAAUGUGGACUGGGUCAAACCUGCUCUUCCCAGUAUAGAAUAACUUGUAACAUACAGCAGUGUGUACAUAACGGCAUCGAGAGUAGGAUUUGUCUUUGUGAUGGUUCAGAUGGAACUGUACUUUAAUACGUUGAAGUUUUUUGUAUUUACAAAAGUUUGAUUUAGUAAUAUCUUGACAUUAAAAAAAAAAAAAGAAUCACUAAA